This is a messenger RNA of Nicotiana attenuata, 1947 nucleotides long. Its product is annotated as serine/threonine-protein kinase STN7, chloroplastic. Gene Ontology annotation, biological process: protein phosphorylation. The coding region runs from base 105 to 1790 and encodes 561 amino acids. The record is from RefSeq and is a predicted model, not a curated record. Lineage: Eukaryota; Viridiplantae; Streptophyta; Magnoliopsida; Solanales; Solanaceae. The transcript has 10 exons. Gene Ontology annotation, molecular function: ATP binding; protein kinase activity.
CCCAAAAAGAAAUCCGAAAAAUUCAGUAACAAGUCCAAACGAAAGCUAAUAAGUUUCUGAUGACCGCCCUUUCUGAUCCAACUAUAACUUUAGUGUAGAAAGCCAUGGCUUCAGUUGCCAUAGGUGGAGUUGUACUCCACAGCCACAGCCACUCUUCAUUUCUGGGCAACAAACUCAAGCUGAAGCCUUUAUCUUUGAAGAAGCAACCGAAUUCAAGGAUAGUUUAUGCUCAUGGAGGCGAAAUGUUUAGGUUUGCACAUGAUCUUUUUGUUGGAGUUGGGGUAGGACUACCCUGUACUGUAAUGGAGUGUGGUGAUAUAAUAUACAGAAGCACACUGCCAAAGUCAAAUGGGAUCACAGUGACUGUUCCUGGUGUUAUUUUGGCAUUGGGUACCCUGUCUUACCUCUGGGCUACUCCUGGUGUGGCCCCUGGUUUCUUCGAUAUGUUUGUUCUUGCCUUUGUUGAAAGAUUGUUUAGACCUACUUAUAAGAAGGAUGAUAUCGUUUUGGGGAAGAAAUUGGGCGAGGGAUCUUUUGGUGCUGUUUAUAGAGUUUCUUUGGCCAAAAAGCCAUCGUCAAAGGGUGGUGAUUUCGUCUUAAAAAAGGCAACUGAAUAUGGAGCAGUGGAAAUAUGGAUGAAUGAGCGAGUGCGUAGAGCUUGUGCAAACAGUUGUGCUGAUUUUGUCUAUGGGUUUCUAGAGAAUUCUUCAAAGAAAGGAGCAGAGUAUUGGCUCCUUUGGCGUUUCGAAGGGGAAGCUACACUUGCUGAUUUGAUGCAGAGUAGAGAGUUUCCCUACAAUGUAGAAGCAUUGAUCCUUGGAGAGGUUCAAGACUUGCCCAAGGGUUUGGAUAGAGAAAAUAGAAUCAUUCAGACAAUUAUGAGACAGCUCCUAUUUGCUUUGGAUGGUCUUCACUCCACGGGGAUAGUCCAUAGAGAUAUUAAGCCUCAAAACAUAAUUUUCUCUGAAGGUUCUCGCACGUUCAAAAUAAUUGAUCUUGGAGCUGCAGCGGAUUUGAGAGUAGGGAUCAAUUAUAUUCCAAAAGAGUUUCUUUUAGAUCCAAGAUACGCUGCACCAGAGCAAUAUAUUAUGAGUACACAAACCCCUUCUGCACCAUCUGCUCCAGUUGCAGCUGCACUUUCCCCAGUUCUAUGGCAGCUGAAUCUCCCAGAUAGAUUUGACAUCUACAGUGUCGGUCUCAUAUUCCUGCAAAUGGCAUUUCCAGGAUUACGCAGUGACAGUAGUCUCAUUCAAUUCAACCGACAGCUGAAGAGAUGCGACUAUGAUUUAGUUUCAUGGAGACAGACUGUAGAGCCUCGUGCUAGCCCUGAACUUAGGAAAGGCUUCGAGUUGUUAGAUUUGGAUGGUGGAAUAGGAUGGGAGCUAUUAGCAUCUAUGGUUCGUUUCAAAGCACGUCAAAGAAUUAGUGCAAAGACAGCUUUAGCUCAUCCUUACUUUGAUAGAGAAGGUCUAUUGGCCCUGUCCUUCAUUCAGAACCUAAAGCUGCAAUUCUUCCGGGCUACACAACAAGACUAUAGUGAAGCUGCAAACUGGAUUGUUCAACUAAUGGCAAAAUCAGGAACAGAACAAGAUGGCGGCUUCACUGAAGCGCAACUUCAGGAGCUCAGGGAUAUAGAGCCUAAGAAGAAGUCAAGCACGCCGAGGAAUGCCCUUGCAUCAGCACUUCGGCUUCAAAGGAAAAUUUUAAGAACCCUAAAUGAGAGUAUCGAUGAGCUUCGCAGACAAAAGAAAAGUUUAUGGUGGAGCAGAUGGAUUCCUAGAGAGGAGUGAAAAUCAGUAAAUAUGUACAAAAUAGUUUUAGUACUUUUUCUAUGGAGCUUACUAGUUUUCAUUCUCAUUUGAAAAUGUAAAACAACUUUUAACUUAGAGUUUAUGUACAAAAAGUAAAAGUAUCUUAUACAGAUAAUAUACACUUGCUUUAUUAUUU